AGUAAGCAUUCGUUAUGUCUUUAAGAUGCGAUAUUAACCAUGUUUCCUUCGUGGACCUUGUGGCUGUAAUUCAGCCGGAUACGUUUGUCUUGUCAAGCUGGCUAACAUGCUAGCUAACUAGCUAAUUGCUGUUACGUUAGCCCCGGUGCUAAACCGAAUCAAAAUGUUUGCCAAAUACAUAAUCUCUUGCGUAGUUUAUGUGUUUGUUUCAUUUUUACUGUCGCGGCAUCACUUGUCUGGCUUGUGAAUACGAUGGAUAAGGCUUACGCUUGCGUAUAAUGCUGCAAUGCUUUGUUUUUGUAUGGAUGUGAAUUAGCUAGCUUAGUGACAUAAGCUUAUUAGUUUGGUCGCUGUUUGGCAAAUGCUAUGGCUGUGCACCCACCCAAUGGGGAAUUUGACUCUGUCACAAGGAUAGUGUGCACUGAAGAUUGGCAGGAGAGGAUGCUGCUCUUUGCCAGGGCAAGGAACAGUGGGACACAGAGAGCCCCAGUGACUCAAGACCAGGCCAGUUGCUGGGUACUCAGAAGACGAGGAAAAAUAUGUGCAUCAUCUGCACGGCGUAUUUUGCAAGAUAGCAGACGAAAAAAGUAACACAUUGAAGCUGUAAAAUACAUACUUCUUAGAAACUUAACCAAACUACUAGUACUAACCUUGUGGGGAGGGGGAAGAUGAAUUUCCUGUCAACUUUUGUGACAUUUCAGAACCUCCAUGAGGUUCGAAGAUUGUGCCACUGGGGUCCGGUCAUAGCCCUGUCUGUCAUUGCUAUAUGCUCCACCAUGGCAAUUCUGGACUCCAUUAUCUGGUACUGGCCGUUAGACACUACGGGAGGCAGCAUUAACUUCAUCAUGCUCCUCAACUGGACUGUUCUCAUCCUCUACAACUACUUCAAUGCUAUGUUUGUUGGACCUGGAUACAUCCCUCUCGGCUGGAAACCAGAGACUCCACAGGAUACACAGUACCUACAGUACUGCAGAGUGUGCCAAGGGUACAAGGCCCCCAGAUCCCACCAUUGUCGCAAGUGUAACAGGUGCGUGAUGAAGAUGGACCACCACUGCCCCUGGAUCAACAACUGCUGUGGCCACCUGAACCACGCCUACUUCACCAGCUUCUUGCUGCUGGCUCCACUGGGCUGCUCGCACGCUGCCAUCAUUUUCAUUAUGACCAUGUACACGCAGCUCUAUGAAAGGAUAUCAUUUGGCUGGAGCACUGUAAAGAUCGACAUGAGUGCUGUGCGUCAAUUCCAGCCCCUCAUGCCAUUCAGUGUGCCCGCCUUUGCUGCCACACUCUUUGCCUUAGGUUUGGCACUGGGCACCACUAUUGCAGUCGGCAUGCUUUUCUUCAUACAGAUGAAAGUCAUCCUUAGAAAUAAGACCUCGAUCGAGUCCUGGAUCGAGGAAAAGGCCAAAGACAGAAUACAGCACUACCAAACAGGGGAGGACUUCAUCUUCCCCUACGACCUCGGCACCCGCUGGCUGAACUUCAAGCAAGUCUUUACAUGGUCAGGGACGCCCAAGGGUGACGGCAUUGUAUGGCCAGUCCAUCCCAAGUGUCACCAGCACACCUUAACUAUUGAGCAACUGAAGCAGAAAGCUGACAAACGAGUGAGAAGUCAGGUCCAGUACCGGGCAGUGGAGGACUAUAAUGGAGCUUGCUGCCCUCUGAGCAAAGGUCUCCAAACCUUUUUCAGAACCCCCUGCACUGAGGAGCCCAGGAUCCCCCUCAAUAAGGGGGACACCAUCCUGGCCACUCGGGGCACCAAAUGGUGGAUGUAUGGAGACAAAGUUUUGAACGAGGAGGAUACGAGAGCUGGAGAGCGUGUGAGAGGAUGGUUUCCCAGGCGAUGUGUGGAGAAGUGCCAUUAUGACACAGCUGCCAGUGAUAGCACCAGCGAUAAGAAAGUAAAUUAAUAUAUUUGAACAGGCUUUAUGUAGAGCAGGGGAGUUAAACUGAACGAGAGGUGUCUGUCCGUGUUCAUAAACAAACAUCCACUGAAGAUGUCAUGCCUGGUGCUGCAGGCUCACCAUCAAGAAUUUCGUACUUUGAUUACAAUUCCUCGCACAUUUCAAUACCAACUUGAAUUUUUUUAAAGGCAACAUCGUUCACAAAGUCUUACCGUGCACCUUGCUGUCAAAUAAUGUCUUAAAAGAGGACUGCAGAGUUGGACUGGUCCCCGCGGGUUCAGUUUGACUCCUCUGACCAAAACCCAGCAAGAGUCUUAAUUUCCAAGAAUUGCCACCAGGCUUUAAUGUGACUUCAUUGUGAUUACAUGACUUUUUACUUGAAUCUGUUGUUUUUACUUGUGUUGAUGUCCGUUUUUUGCUAAUUAUGCAAUGCCUCUGCCAAGCUAACCCCGGGACUUCAUCAUGCAACUCUUUCUACAGUAUGGAGAUAACACUUAAUUUCUUUUUAUUAUUUUUGUAAAAACAAACUGUUGGCCUCAAACUAUAAAUUGAAAAUUAAAAAAUCUUCCGCAAGA
Molecule: messenger RNA, 2476 nt
Organism: Epinephelus moara (kelp grouper)
Lineage: Eukaryota; Metazoa; Chordata; Actinopteri; Perciformes; Serranidae
Gene: zdhhc6
Product: zinc finger DHHC-type palmitoyltransferase 6
Exons: 11
Coding region: 669-1907 (412 amino acids)
Biological process (GO): protein palmitoylation
Cellular component (GO): Golgi apparatus
Molecular function (GO): palmitoyltransferase activity; protein binding
Source: RefSeq, a predicted model, not a curated record